AUGGUCAAAAGAGUAGCUAUAAUAGGAGCAGGGCCAGGUGGACUUGUCACAGGGAAAGUUCUUUUGGCCAAUACCCAUUUCGAAAUUGUACUCUAUGACUGCAACACACAAGUAGGCGGUGUAUGGUGUUAUCCAGAUGACGAGCAAGGAAGGAAAAACAGAGCCAUGUACAAUUCCUUGGAAGCCAAUUUGAGCAAGCAAAUAAUGACCUUCAAUGGAUUCCCAUUUCCUGAUGAUGUUCCAACUUUCCCCAACAGACAGCAAGUUUGGGAAUACUUAGUUUGCUUUUACGAGACGUUCAUCGAGGGUCAAGAACGAAUUGUUACUCAGUUCAACUGUAGAGUUGACCGUCUUCAGAAAACUGGAGACGUGUGGCAUGUCAGCCACAGUAAUGAGAAAGUUGUCGAGGUUUUCGACUUUGUGGUGGUUGCGAAUGGCCAUUUCGAAGCCAUUCACAUACCUUCAGACAUUCCUGGUGCCAACGAAUGGCGCCAAGAAAGGCCAGAUUCGCUUGUCCACUCCAAAGAAUUUCAAUCCAGCGACCGCUUUCGAGGCCAAAGAGUUGUCGUGGUCGGCAACGGUAGUUCGGGGUCGGAUAUUGCCAACCAGAUCAGCUCUGUAGCUCAAUGCGUCUACCACAGUGUCAAAGAAAUUUCCAAGACCGACUGGGACGACAAUCCGGUCGUAACAGCAGUUCCAGUGAUUUCAAAGCUCAAUGUUCGCAAAAAUAGGACUGUGACACUUGAGAAUGGCGAGCAAUUGGAAAAUAUCGACUGCAUAGUAUGGGCCACAGGAUACAUGUAUUAUCUGCCUUUUUUGGGUAGCUACCAGGAACAGAUUCUGGGUACUGGAAAAACUGGAAGGGAUCCGGUUUCCAGACUUCAUGGGCUGUGGAGACAAAUGGUAUUUGCGCAAGACCCCACGCUGGCUUUUGUGCUUCUUUGCAAAAACGUGGUUCCUUUUCCAUUAGCUGAGUCGCAGGCAUGCGUUAUCGCCAAAGUUUUCUGCGGAUCAAUUGAAGUGCCAUCUAUUGACGCUUCUGAAUGGGCUUCGCGCGACGUAAAGGACUAUCACUCGCUCCUAACGCCAAGAGACAUAGAAUAUUGUCGUGAACUUCAAGCAAUUCUGGAUUCCUGUGGUGGAAAAGACGAAGCAGCUCGGCCCAAGGUAUGGGAUAAUCAGCUUGCUGCUCUAAGAUAUCAAACAGGCUCCGCAAAAAAGGAGCGCACCAGGUUAUUGGUUCGCAGAGCAUUGGAAUUGCGAGACAAAGGCCAGGCAUAUUAUUUGGAAUAG
Messenger RNA from Lachancea sp. 'fantastica', 1293 nucleotides. Lineage: Eukaryota; Fungi; Ascomycota; Saccharomycetes; Saccharomycetales; Saccharomycetaceae. The record is from the annotation of a GenBank genome assembly.